Plenodomus lingam JN3 is the source of this 615-nucleotide messenger RNA. RefSeq lists its product as uncharacterized. The record is from RefSeq and is a predicted model, not a curated record. Gene Ontology annotation, molecular function: proton transmembrane transporter activity. NCBI's taxonomy places the organism in Eukaryota, Fungi, Ascomycota, Dothideomycetes, Pleosporales, Leptosphaeriaceae. Gene Ontology annotation, biological process: proton motive force-driven ATP synthesis.
AUGUCUCUCGCCGCAUCACGUGCCGUCCUGCGGCAAUCAAACUUCAUCGUGCGCCGCGCGGGCAUCCGCAAUGCCUCGUCAACAUCAGAAGCCGGUGGCGCUGUAAAGGACAAGGCCGGCCAGGCCGCAUCCAAAGCAUCAGAGGGGCUUUCCAAGGUCACAAGCUCGGCCAGCCAGGUGGCGUCGAGUGCUGCUGCGUCGGCGAACAAUGCAGCUAAUGCGACAACGGGGCGUGUGGGCAAGAUGGUGGGUUUUAUACAAGGAAUCAUCCCCACGGCCACAUACUAUUCAAAAGUCGGUCUCGAGCUCGGCAAGCUCAUUGCACACCAGCGCGCCAUGGCACCACCAUCUGUCCAGACAAUGCAAAGCUACAUGCAACCCGCCCUCAACGCCCUCAAGAACCCCAGCUCCCUCCUGAACCGCGCCGCCACCGAGGCCAACAACGCCGCCCAGCAACCCGCCAACCUCCUCGCCCAAGUCCGGAACUUGUCUCGAGAGCAAUGGAUAUCUGCCGGUGUUGUCGCUGCUGAGGUCAUUGGCUUCUUUUCGGUCGGUGAGAUCAUUGGCAGGUUCAAGCUCGUGGGCUACAGGUCCAAGGAAGAUACGAACCACUAA